Molecule: messenger RNA, 8003 nt
Organism: Nothobranchius furzeri (turquoise killifish)
Lineage: Eukaryota; Metazoa; Chordata; Actinopteri; Cyprinodontiformes; Nothobranchiidae
Source: RefSeq, a predicted model, not a curated record
GGUGAUUGAUUGUUUUGGAUGUUUUUACUCUUUAGCACAAUAAUGCCCAAUCAGGUGAGGCCAGCAGCCUUUCUGUUUCUGCACCGCUCAGAAGAAAACCACUAAGAUCUGAUGGAUGAUUAUGAGUGGAUGUUCACUCAUCGCUGCAAAAGGUUGUCCAGCUUCUCCCCAGACACCCUAGUACCCAGCAGAAGUCAGCUGUGGAGCUAAAGAACUUGGAAAGAGGCUCAGGACCAAGCGAGCUAAGUUUAGCCGGCUUAGUGACUGAUUGUAAAGACAGACAUGUGCUCUGCUAAUAUUAGACUGUUGGCACUCUCUCCGGGGCCGGCCUUAGCAGCACAUUGCUCCGACUCUGUGAGCUAUAUCAUUUUCAUCUCCGUGGUUGAAGGCAGAUUCCUUCAUGCUACCUGUCUGAAAGCAUCCAAAGGCCUGCAGAAAUCAGGUGAAUGACAGGAAGCAGGAAGGAAACAGAGAUUAAUGUGUUAAAGCUAGAGAUUUGGGCUGAUGUGUUGAAGGGCGUGACAUUAGGAAGUGGAAAUUUCUUUUGUUUGUGUUUUCAAUCAGGGUGACUGAAAAAGAUCUGAAUAAAUGAAAAAGUUAAACAGACCUUGAACUCCUGAAACAAUAAAAAGCAGCUUUAUUUUUUUGGUACAGACAUCUGGAGGCUUAAAGCCCCAAAACGGUUCGAUGUGCAAACCAGGGAGUGAAGCAGAUUCCAUCCUUUUAUAAAGACAAUCGACCGAUAGGUGUGCUCCACCUGUAACCCUCCAUCACCCUGAAACAUCACAAGAGCAGUGACCUACUAGUCUCUGACCACUGUUUCAGGCCCAAGAACAAAGUAAUAACAGCCUGAAUGUAACAGAAACUGGUUUAUUUGACUAUUUGACAAACUCUAUGAAUUAAGGCAUUAAAGUGCCUCAAACACUAAUUCCAGGGAUGAUGUGAAAAUGUAGGCCAAUAUUGAUAUCCGAUAUUAAUAUUGCUGUUAUAUCUGAUAACCUAUAAUUACGCCAUUAAAUUAAUUUAAAUAGGGAUAUAAGAAAAAAACGAUGUGUUCAGAUAUUGGACCGAUAUAUAAAAGUCCAAUGUCCAAACAUUUGCUUUGUUUUGUUUUGUGGUGCGAUUCAAAGUGUGACUGCUUGGUGGCAGCAGUUUUUACCACCUUCAUUCUGACAAAACAACCAGAUCUGUGAUACAGUCGCUCUGGAUGUCUUUUAAAAGCGUUUGACCCGAGUUUUCCAAUUAGGUUCAGUCUGAAACAUUACCAAUAUUGUCAGACAUUUAGUAUUGCAUUAUAUCAUAUCCUCUCAGAUAUAUAUUAUAUCACCAGAUUCCAGAGGUGUGGACUCGAGUCACAUGACUUGAACUGGAGUCAGGCUCGAGUCAUUAUUUUAAUGACCUCUGACUUGAACUGAUAAAAUUUAGAAAGACUUACAACUUGACUCGGAAUUGAACGUCAAUGACUUGCGACUUGAAUCGACUUGCAUCUGUUGACUUGAUGAUGACUUGAGCAUAUUUGAUAUUUUAGCACAAAAGUGGAACGACAUGGACAAAAAUCAUCAAUCAUUCUUGGUUCUUGUACUGCUAAAUGCAGCAGCACUUUGUUUAUAAUCAGUUUCAGUUUCUGAAACUGGGGGUGGGGGGUGAUACAGAAAUGGAAACAAGAUGGAAAAAAAAGGUUGUUAAACUUGGCCCAGUUUUACUUAUUGGACUGAUACAGAUAUGUUAAAAAAGGGCUAACAUCGGCCGAUACCGACAUGCCUUAUUGAUUCUAAUUACAGCAGAAAAAUUUCAAGUUGGUAAAAUACAGAAGGGAUCUGAUUUUUUCAAGCGUUUGUGGUAAUUUAAAUAUUUUCCCUAAAACUCAUUAGAAAUUGCAGUGUCUGCUGACUACUUGCUCUUUUAUUAAAAACAUGCUUCUAUGAAAAACUCAGAUUGCUGCCUGAACUAUUAAUAGUGUGCUCACUUAGCGCCUAAAUACCAUAGUUAGAAUAUGAAUACUUAUUGAUAUUUCAAAUAUUCCAAACAGAAUUCACAAAUAGCAUUAGCAACUCUUGGAUGUAACAAUGAGCAAGGCAGCUAACGAUUUAACCUGUGACAUUUGUGCUGUUGCUCAUGUUUUUAUGUUUGGUUGGACCUAAACAAAUUAUGCUAUUGUUUUUUAAUUUGUUUUUGGAGGGAUUUGACCAAUUCUUCAGAAAAAAAUAAUCAAAGGUAAAUUAAAACAUCAAGAAAAUGACAGAGAAUCAAAAGAUCGCAGAAAAAUAAAACUUUUUUUUAACCUUCUAGGCUCUCACACAGAAAACACAGUCACCUUUGGCCCAGAGUCCAACAUGACCAAAACAGGACAAAGAGAGCAUCUCAGUCUGCAUACAGCUCAGCAAUGCUUAAAAACUCAACCACAUUGCUCAAAAAGUAAAAAAAAAAAAAAAAAAGAAGAUAAUCCUAAAAUGUGCUAAUCUAUUGCACAGAUUCACAAAACCAUCCAACUAAAGAAAAUCCUCAGAGAUUACAGCUAAAUAAAAGACAAGAACUCUCAUGCAUGGGCUUCUAUAAAAGCCUUAUAUGAAGCAAACACAAAAUAAUCAUUUUUAAGAGGACAAAAAGAACAGAUUUCUGUCUGGGGAAAUCGCCCUCAGAUGUACGACACAUGGGGAAAAGUCUGGGAUGUUUUGGAUUAGUACUUUAAAAGAAUUGGACCAACGAAAGUUUCAAACAUGUCUGGAUUUAGUUGAAUAAAAUCAACAUUCAGUUUCAAAUACCACUUUGAUUCUGUCCAGCUGCUUCAUGCAGUCACAUGAAGCUCCACCACCUUUCACCCCAAAUUUUUGUCUUUAAGUUUCACACUGAAUCAAAUACAUAAAAUAUACUUUACUUGUACUUGCACUACCAACACUUUAUAAUGGGGAUGGUGUGCUGCUGACUUCUACUUGGAAUGUUGUGGAUUGGUAGUGACCUCCUCAAUUCCACCGGUGCGUCUUCCAGUAGGAAGCAGAGUCUGGUGACUUUGGGUUGGGCUUUCCAAUCUCUAGUGCCUGAGAUGGUCAAAAAGUUCCUCGGUGGCAAGGCUCCGAUGGUGGAUGAGAUCCGCCCAGAGUUCCUUAACCUCUACUGCACACUGGAAGUGUCAGCGGUGCGGACCGGCAGCGGAACGUCACUCAUUCAAACAGAAUCUAUUAUGGUCUACGGAGAGUCAAAAACCAGACGCAACGUGACAAUUUUCAGAUGCGUCCCAGAAGUGGCAUAUUGCUAGCCUAGUGAACUAGACCAAAUUCUUGCUUUGCAAACAAUGGUCUAGGCAUGCUCCAUUGGAACCUCAGCAGGUCCUACCAGGACUCUGGCUAGCCAAUCACAGCUCUCUAGAGGGGUUUCAAACACAUAAAGAGCUGUGAUUGGUCCAUAAUGGUGGGCCAAUCAUAGUGCUCUAUCUGCUUAGUGAACAAAUCACAGAGCUUUAUCCGCUUUGUGGGCCAAUCAGGGCACUCUACAUGCCUGGUGGGUGGGAUGAUGCAACAGAGUGAAACAAGAGUAUGUCACAUUCUUUGUCUUGUGGAAUGCGGAGAUCAUUUGAAAGACAACGGUAGAACCCGCCCCACAACCGAGAGCCGUCAAUGGAGCAUGGCCAGACUAAAUAAUACAUUUAUUUAGUCAGGCUUGCCAGGCUAGCACAGUGCGCCAUGCUGCUAAUAGAGCCGCUUCUGGGAUGCGUCAAUGUACACAGUUAACAUAGGGCUAGACAGGCAGUCACACAUGGUUUCAGUGUAAAAUCCCCAAUACUUUUCAAAAUAAAAGUACAGUAGCGAUGCAGUUUCAUAUGUACGAAGCUUACAUGUGACCCAAUGACUUAUUUACUCCCUUGCAUCAUUCCAGAAGUGCAGUGGUGUGUUUUUCAUGGCUUUAAUCCUGGUGGUGGAGAGGAACAACAUAAUGGAGAAGGUGUUCGUCCACAUCCCUUGGAAGUUGGAGAAGACAGCAGAAGACCAGCUUCAAAGGAAAAAAAUCCUUAAGAUGUGGGAUGAUGAAGAAGAAGAGGAGAUGAGAAUCUGAAAUGAACUCCUGAAACACUUUACCAGCAGCACAAAGGCAACAUUCUCCAGACAGCCAAGAAGACGCUCACCUGUCUGGACUGGGAGAAGAACAAGGCAGACUCAAGCCCUCCUCUUCCUGGAUCCGUGUUUUCCUAUGCAUUAAGUUUCAGAGCAGAACGAGGUGAGCUCAGAUCGACGCUGCAGUCAGCUGCAAAUCUGAGUUUCCUUUCAGAGAGGAUGAAGGCUGUGCAGAAGAACCAGGGACACACCGACCAGAUGUUGGGAGCCAUGGCUGACGUUCUCACUUCCGUGGCAAUGCCCAAUCAACAGUGGCUUUCAGAGGGAGGCGAGGUGGACCUCCCAUCGAGCGAGGAGGAAAAGGGGCCUUCACAGGGCCGGUGGGAGCAAGACGAGCCAGAGUGGGAGCAACAAGCAACACUAAACCAAGAACGACGUGAAAGAACAGACUCGUACUCAGCAGCAGGCAGUGAAGGCAGCAUUUCCACCUCUGUGGCGUCCUUGCCCCCGCAGCCAUCGGGCAGCUCGGCCCCAAGUUCACCGGGCUCCAGGCGCUCUGUAAGCACCUUGAAGAAGUGGCUCACAAACCCUGUCCGUAAACUCAGUGCCGGAUCCGCUGCCAAAGGAGACCGUCAAGUCCGGAAGCUCGAUGGGAAACCUUCAUCUCUGCCAUCCAACAGCCAGAGCCAAAAUCUUAGCAGCUCCCCGAAGUCUAACGAGACUCUCACCAUUCUACCCGUCACCCACAGAGAACUGGAGUCGAGAGACGGCCUAGCAAGUCCUGAAGACCUGUCACCAGCUUCACUACAGCCACACAGUUUAAUGACAACCUCGUUGACUGGCUUCACAUCACUGCCAAAUCCCCAGGAGACAGAAUCCACCAGUAUUCUGCCAGAUUACAGCAUCUUGACAGAGGACACCUCCAGCCAAUGCUCGGCUGCGGCCGACACCGAGGAGGAGAGGAGAAGUGCCUUAGAGAAAAGCAUGUACGUGUUGAAGGAGCUUAUAGAGACAGAGAAGUACUACGUGGAGGACCUGGGGCUCAUCGUGGAGGGCUACAUAGCCACAAUGAGCUCCAAAGGCAUACCGGAGGACAUGAACGGAAAGGACAAGAUUGUUUUUGGAAACAUUCAUCAAAUAUUCGACUGGCACAAAAAUUACUUCCUGGGAGAGCUGGAGAAGUGUUUGACCGAGCCCGAAAGGCUGGCUCAGCUCUUUAUUAAACACGAGAGGCGUCUUCAUAUGUAUGUAGUGUACUGUCAGAACAAGCCCAAGUCAGAGCACAUCGUCUCAGAGUAUAUUGAGACUUAUUUUGAGGAGCUCCGGCUACAACUGGGCCACCGGCUGCAGCUCAAUGACCUGCUAAUCAAACCCGUCCAGAGGAUCAUGAAGUACCAGCUUCUGCUCAAGGACUUUCUAAAAUACUACACCAAAGCAGGGAUGGACACAGAAGAGCUGGAGAAAGCAGUAGAAGUGAUGUGCUUUGUGCCAAAGCGUUGCAAUGACAUGAUGAAUGUGGGCAGACUGCAAGGCUUCGAGGGGAAGAUCACGGCGCAGGGCAAACUGCUGCAGCAGGACACCUUCACUGUCACAGAGCAGGACAGUAGCUUCCUGUCUCGAGCCAAAGACAGACGAAUCUUCUUGUUUGAGCAGCUGGUCAUCUUCAGUGAGCCCAUUGACAGGAAGAAAGGCUUCUCGCUCCCUGGAUACAUCUUUAAGAACAGCAUCAAGGUGAGCUGCCUGGGGGUGGAGCCCAGCAUGGAUGGAGAUGACACACGCUUUGUGCUGACCUCACGAAACCCAGAUGGGAGUGUGGUACGCUUCCAGCUGCAGGCCUCUUCUCCAGAGACCUGCAGGGCUUGGGUCUUCGAUGUGGUUCAGAUUCUGGAAAGUCAGCGUACCUUCCUUAACGCCUUACAGUCACCUAUUGAGUAUCAGCGGAGAGAGAGCAAGUCCAACAGCCUGGGCCGUAGCAUGAGGCCCCCCCUGUUUGCGGCGAGCGCCCUGCGGCCCCACUCGUCUGCCUCCAUAGACCGACACAAGAUGCCCUCCCUCCACUCUCACAACACCUCUCUGCCUGCUCUCUACCUGCCGAGCCAAAACCAGAGCCAAGGACCAAGCGAGUCGUUCUCACUGGCGGAUACCGCUGCAGUCCAGCCGUGCCCUGCUGACUCCCACACUGUUUCUCCAUCACACGUACGUCUGGGCUUCACCGACCAGCCAAACUGUCCAGCUGUGUCAAAUGGGCUGUGCAACUCAACCACACAGGGACCACAGCAGAGAGCAGUGGAGAGCUUCCGUAGAAGUUCGGCCUCUGAUGCUGGGAGCCAGGCUCCACUGUCAGGCCCCUCAGCUGGACGGCGUCCCAGCAACCUUGCCCAGCUAGCUGAGGAUGACCUUUGAACUCUUCCUGGUUUCUGGAGAACAACCUCUACAGCUGUGAAGACAUCACUUGUUUGUUUACUGGAUCCUCAACUAAGGUUCCAUCAGGAUUUCUGCAGGAUCAUGAAGGAACUUGACGUCUGAAGGACUUAUAAUCCUCAGAUAUCAAAGGGAAAACGGCUCAUUUUAUGUUUCUAUUUGAGAGAGAGAGAGAGAGACGCCUAAAGGGAGGUGAUCACCUUCAGCAAACAGGAACUGCACCCAUCAGGAUGCUACUGGACUCAGAGUUAGGAAACACUCCUUGCUAUGACUUCUGCUUUUUACCCUUUUAGAGAGUUAGCAUUUAUAACUCUUUGAAAGGAAUCCGGGGAUUUGUUCAAUGAUUCCAUUCCUAUUUGGGGCAGUUACUGGAGUCCCGUGUGUGCCUAAAUGUAUGAAACAACAUGUGGGUGUGUCUGUGUGCAUGAAAGCAGGCGAGGGGUGGCGGUCACUCUUCAUGCCCCCCCGCAUUAAACGUCUAUCCUUAUGCCCCAUGAUGAAGACAAACAGAGACAUGAACGUGUUUAUUUUUUUCUCUUUCCUGCUGAAAACUGAGGUUGCUCUUCAUGACGACCAGAACAGGAAGAGGCAGAACAUUUGAUGUAAGCAUCACAGGAACUUGAUUCACUCAAAUUUCAUCUAAAAGUGAAAAACUUUCUUUGUUGCCACAGCGCUGAGAGUCCCUGAGCGCUCUGAUAUUCUGUUUGACUGGGCCCCCCAUCUUUGAUCUGGACAAGAAGGCGUGAGGGAGCCCCCUGGAGGUUCUCUGUGGGUAUGACGUCACCUCAUAGCUCUUCAGGCAACUCCUCAGGAGGAAGGGCCUCCUGUGCUGACCCAAAGCAGUGCAUCUUCUCAGUCACUAACUGGCUCCACACAGCUUUACACGGCUCUGUAAUGACAGGUGGAAGAGUGGAGCUCUGGAUUUGAACUGAUACGAGUAGUGUUGUUAGUCCUGUCGUCAUGUCAAGGCUCUGCACCGAUUCUAUAACCUCUGUUAGCUUUUACCCUCAUCAGUUACAUUCUGUACAGUGCUUACCAUGGAAGCAGUAGAUAAAGAAUAAGGCGGGAGUGCCCCGGGUGGUCGUUCCACUGAUCUGCAUGCUCCCUCUUCCUGAACGGUGCCAAAAAACAGCUGCAGCUCACGAGUGAAAUGUUUCACUCCUGUUCUGCAGUCUGGGCUGUCGUUACUCUGACAAAACAAUCACAGGAUUUUACAGCACAGAAGAGACGCUCUGUCCUGUCAGGUCUGACCGCCAGAGGUCCUCAGAAGAACCAGCUCUAGUUCCUCAUACAUACAGCUGCACCAAAGAUCUCAACAGGCCUCACAUUUCAAAGUUCAUCUUACACAAAAGGAAAUUCAAAAAUAAACGUCAUAACAGAAACAAAACAUGAGUAAUCUAUGUCCAGACCACAGUCUGAUUUAAUGUGAGCUCUCAUGGGAAUCACUGAUCGAUCAGUUUUGCAUGAAACCCAAAGGAAUACCUCUACAGAGAACCAAACGCAGGAGAGGGUCUGACUGAUCAUGAGUUGUAUCAU